UGGCCUCGUUUUGAUUUCUGGACAGCCAUAUUUACAUUAGCUGUGUUUUUAUAGUAAGUAUUUCUGUGCCAUACAACCCUCUGAGCUAUCGGAUUUUCGUACUGACCCGGGAAUCGCUCAAGGUGGACCUUGGGCCGCGGGCGACCGUUUAUCGACGCAGAUAUCUCGCUAUCUGAGCCGCCGCCGUCGCUGCGUCGAGCGGCACAAGAAAGAGCCGCAAGUCCACCUUUUCUCACGGUUUCUGUGGCACCCCAAGGGGAUGGAGUUCGGUUAGGGGGGUUGGGGGGCACUGCGGGAUAGAGGAGCGCUUCGUCUGAAUUGGGCCGCCAUGUUGUCCCCCCGAGCGGGGCAAAGGGGGUCCCGUGCACUCCAGCAACCAUGAGGGAGCAGCACCACCACCAUGGCGAGGGGGGGGGGCCAUCCGGCAUGGUCCCCCCAGGGGAGUCUGUCGAUGACGCACGCCAAGUGGGUGCUGGAGGCCAUCCGCAAGAUCAAGGCGCAGAAGCAGCGACCCUCCCUGGACCGCAUCUGUCACGUCGUGGCGCUGGCGCACCGCCUCGGGCGCGACCCCGUGGAGCGCGCCCUCGACCAGGCCGUGGCACGGGGCUUUGUGCUCAAGCUGAUGAGCAAGGGCCAGUGCUCCUACAAGGACGCAGAGACCCUGAAGCAGGCGCUGAAGAAGAAGGUGGUUGCGGGGCACCACCAGCACCACCACCACCAACACGGCGCACCGUCGGCAACCACCAACCACAAGACGCGGGCGGCGGCUGUGGCGGCAGCGGCGGCCAUCGGUGCCUCGGGCAGCCACCACCGGCGGCAGGACCUUACUCUGUACGUGAUCGAGGCCGUGCGCAGGCUCGGGGAACGGGAGGGCUCGACCCUGCGCGCCAUCCACAAGUUUGUGCGCCAGACUCUGGGCCUGGAGCCCCCCGGCGUGCGGCUGGCGGUGAAGCGCGCGGUGUCGGCGGGGCGGCUGGUGCGUGUGGGACGCUUGUACCGCCUGCCAGGAGACGACGAUGAGAGCGACGAGUCCGACAGCGACUCGGACGAGGACUGCGGGGGACGCCUGGCGGCCACCCAGAACGGGGAGGUGGGCGGCAGGGGCAGUCCGAACAAGCGGAGAUCCGUGUUGCACGGGCGAUGUAGCCUGUGCCACGGUACGCCAAGGAACAACAAGAACGGCGUGGCCGAGGAAAUCCUCUGCUGCUACUCCUGCAACUACCUGGCCCACCCGUCCUGCCUGAAGUACUCCCGAGAGCUGGCCCUGGUCCUCCUCAACACCAAGUGGCUGUGCUCCCAGUGCAAGACGUGCGCACUCUGUGGCAGCAGGGACGAUGACGAGCAUUUAUUAUGUUGUGAUGUCUGUGAUUCUCAUUUCCACCCUGGCUGUUUGAAGCCCCCACUGCACAGGGUGCCGAAAGGCCCCUGGAAGUGUUCGUCCUGCUCGAGCAGAAGGCUGAAGAGCAUAAAGUUUGUAAAUAACCUGGCAUCCAAAAUCAAGCAGCGCAACAAGCGGUUUCGGAACGGCAUGAUGCUGAAGCAAGGGGCGACCACACUAAAGGGUAAAAAGCAGGCGCCAGCUGCGAGGGGCCGGCCACCUAGGAACUGCUUUGCAACCUCGCGGUCGUCCCUCAAGAACGAACAUCGGAAAUCUCCCACUCGUGGUGCUCGCGACAGCUCUUCGGAAUUGCCGCCUGCCGUCUCGGAGAAGGAUCUCAAGACGUUCAAGAAAGCGCAGGAGAUAGCGUUGAAGACGAUGGGACAGGAGCUGGUGGUGCCGGACCACCAGACGAGGUGUCCCGCAGCCAUCGAGUUUGGCCAGUACGAGAUCCAGACGUGGUACUCGUCCCCUUACCCCCAGGAGUACGCCAGGCUUCCCAAGCUCUUUCUGUGUGAGUUCUGCCUCAAGUACAUGAAGAGUCGAAGCAUCUUGUCCAGGCACAUGCACAAGUGCACCUGGGUGCACCCCCCGGCCACAGAGAUCUACCGCAAGGGCGAGGUGUCGGUGUUCGAGGUGGACGGCAAUGUGAGCAAGAUCUACUGCCAGAACCUGUGCCUGCUGGCUAAGCUGUUCCUGGACCACAAGACCCUGUACUAUGACGUGGAGCCCUUCCUCUUCUAUGUCCUCACCCGCAACGACUCCAAGGGCUGUCACCUGGUCGGAUACUUCUCCAAGGAGAAACACUGUCAACAGAGGUACAACGUUUCCUGCAUCAUGACAAUGCCACAAUACCAGAGGCAGGGAUUUGGACGGUUCCUCAUUGACUUCAGCUACCUGCUGUCUCGGAAGGAAGGGCUGGCGGGCACCCCCGAGAAGCCCCUGUCUGACCUGGGCCGCAUCAGCUACGUGUCCUACUGGAAGAGCAUCCUUCUCGAGUUUCUUGACAGCUACAAGGACAACCAGAUAUCCAUCCAGUGCUUAUCCACAUCAACUGGCUUGAACAUCCAUGACAUUGCAACGACGUUGCAGCACCUCAACAUGUUCAAGAAGCAUCCAACAGAAAAGAAGCGGCUGAUGAUUCGAAUCGACAAGCGAGUCCUGGGCGAGCACAUGGCCAAGGUGAACUCCGGCAAGGACCGCAGGAUUGUCCUGGACCCAGAGUGUCUCCGCUGGACUCCGCUGGUCACCCAGCCGCAGUUCAGGGACGAGGAGGCCGAGGAGGAUGACGGGAAGAAGGAGGGCAAAGACGCGUCCGAGGACGUGAAGAGGCCCAAGGUGAUCUCCCCGACGGCCUCGGUGGCGGCCGAGCAGCGCAGCCAGAAGCAGCCGUCCCCCGUUAAGAAGCCCAGCCGACGCAGCCGCAGGCGCCGCAUGGCCCAGCUGGCCAGGGCGACCCGCAUGGCAAGGGCCGCCGCGGCGGAGAGGGCUGCGGAGGCGUCGGCGGAAGAAGCCCCCGCGCCCCUCGCCAACGGGCGCCCCGAGGAACCGGCGGAGGAGAAGCCUCAGGAGGUGGCCACUCCGCCGCCGAGGAAGCUGAGACGACUGUCGGAGGCGGCGGCCAAGGUGGCGACGGAGCCGGAGUCUGUGACAACGGAGGAGGAGACCCCCCGGAGGCUGAGGACCAAGGAAGCGUCGGCUCAUGCGGCGGCCGUUGCGAACGAGAGCGCACGUUCGACGGAUUCUUCGGGAGGUCAACCCAAGCGCCAUGCCCACGGCGGCAUGGUGCUCCCGCCCAAGAAGUCGCGCCGUGGCGUGCGUCUCAUCGGCAUGGACGUGAGCGAGCCCCCGGAGGCAACGACGGCGCAGCCCCCGGAUCCGGGGGCCGCACCCGAGGAGUCCCCGGGAGCCGGCAACGCUGCCAGGAGCCCCCGAGAGGCGGCGCCGGUUGCGGCCCCUCCACCGGCGGAGCAGACGCAGCCGCACGCGCCCGCGACACGUCGGCGAAGCACCAGAGUUUCGGAGAGUCAGCCGCAACUGAGGCCUCGGCGGAUGCGGAGCGUCGAGGUCCAGAAGCCGUCCCCGGAACAGCCCCCUCCCGUGCUGGCCCCCAAAGACGUCCCCGCUUUGGGGGUCGCCUCGGAGGCCCCUCCCGUGCUGGAGGCGUUUGAGAACGGCAGCCCCGGGAGGAAGGCGCCCCCUCCCAAGAAGAUCCCCAAGCGCAGGGGCAGACCACCCAAGAAGCAGUACAUUCCCGUGGAAUCUCCCAAGCCGGAGGAGGCCUCGAGCCCCGACGGCAAAGAGGCCGCCCCAGAGCCUGAGCCUGCUCCAGAACGGCCCCAAGACACUCCCGCCAGGAGUCCGGAAAAGGAAGACGUCAAAACGGCAGAACCGGAACAACCGCCGCCAGAGCAGCCACAAGCACCGUCGCACCCGGCGUCUCCCAAGUCGCCUGAGAAGGAACCAGACGCAGCCGCUUCGGUCGACGAGAGUAAAGAGCCGGAAGUCGAAGCACCUCAAAGAUCACCGAUCCCCGAGCUCCAGCCGAAAAGGCCCGCUCCGGAGGAAGCGGAGCCGAAUGCCAGAGAUGUCGGUGCGCCCGCGUCGUCAGAACAUGCUCCCGAGACACCCGCUGAAGAAGAGGAAGCGCAGCCGGAGGAGCAAAAAGACGUUGCGCCGCCAGAGUCACCGAAAGUGGAUUCCCCGCCGCCGCAGAAGGAACGAGAGUCGGUGGUGGUGGAGAACAGCCAGAGGGCCGCAAACGGCGGCGAGGGCGCUUACGGUGCUACGGAGUCACCGGAAGAGUCGGAGGAGCGCCGGGAACGCGACCUCCCGACGACAGAAGAAGACGGGCGCCCAAGUCCCGUCGAGGACCCCCGUUGCUACGAAGAGCGUCGCGAAGAGGCACGCGUCUGGGAGGAAGAGCACGGCAGCCAGGACUUUGCUGAAGGUGACGGGCAGCCGGAGACAGCGCGGCUGCCGGCGGUUCUGCUCCCAGCCGACUGCAUGGCCAACAACGCGUCGGUGAUCAGCACAAGCUCGCAGGAGAGCCAGGACAUUGUGGUGGACAACAACCUGUCCCCCGUGGUGCAGUUGCCGCCGACGCCCAUCACCCCGCAGACCCCCGGCUCGAACCCCCCGUCGCACCACACGUGCCUGUCGAACCAGUCGGUGUCCAGCUACGACUCAAUGCUGGGCCAUAGCCCAGCAGGGAUGAUGGGCUGCUCCCCGCACGACCUCACGAUGGACACCAGCAGCCUCAAGGCGGCCCCCCCUCCCCCCGAGCAGCAGCAGCAACCGCCGCCCCGGCAGCAAGCCCCUCCCGUCAUGCGCUACCAGGAACCUGCGCGGGAGGCCCCGGUGACCUCGCGGAGUGUGCCCCGCGACCCCAUGGAGUCUGUGCGGAUGGAGAUGAUGCGCGGGCGCAUGUCGGUGGGAAAGCCGGACCUGAGCUGCAUGGGGGUGUACACGCCGGACUCCUCGAGCAGCAGCAUCCUGUCGAGCGGCGGCUACGGCUCCAUGGAGCUGGACGUGAACCAGCUCCGACUCGAGUCGCCUGCUUCGAUGGGAAGCAGCGCAAGCGACAAUUCGAGCGCGCUGGACCACCUGUCGAGUCCCUACGCGGACUGCUCGCACGCACGGCCGCCCCAGGCGCACCACGCGUCCUCUCACACGUCGCACGCAUCGCACGUGUCGCACGCCGGCCACCAUCACCACUCGAGCCAGCACCACCACCACCGACAGGCGCAGCAGAGCUACUGCCGGCCCCUGCACCAGUCGGCGGCGGCCACGUCUGCCUCGCUGUCCCAAGGGGCCUUCGUGGCCGCGCAGGCGGCGGUGGCCCAGGCCCAGGCGCAGGCUGCCAGCCCCAUGACCUCCUGCCCGGGCUCGCCGGUGCCCGGCAUGAUGCAGGGCAUGGUGCUCAUGCCACCAGCCUCCAACUACAUGAGCAUCUCGGGCGGUGGUGGCCCUCCCUCGUACGUCAUGGGCAUGCCCAUGGGCGGCAUGAUGCCCUCGGCCGCCUCGGCGGCCUCCCAGCGCGGGUUUGCCGGCGCGCACGGGUAUGCGGCUUACGGCGCGGCCUCCAACGCGGCCUCGUGCAGCCUCGCCAAGCUGCAGCAGCUGACCAACGGCAUCAUGGACAUAGCCCCGGGCUCCCCGGGGCAGAGUGCUGCUGCCGCAGCAGCCGCCGCAGCCUGUGCCAUGACGCCGCCGCCCUCAUCGGCGACGUCCAGUUCGGCACGUUCCAUGGCGAGCGCCGCGAUGGCGCAGCACUACGGAACCAGCAACGCCUCUCCCAAGUACGGCUCGGGCAGCCACCGCUACCCGCGCAGUCCCAUCAACCCCAACCUGAUUGCGGGCUACCAGAACCUCAACGGGUACCGGCAGGCGGCGGCGGCAGCGGCGCAGUCGGCGCCUUACUUUCAGCAGGCAGCUCCGAUGCAGAUGAUGAACAUGCAGCCGCAGUAUCAGGAACAGACGCCCGCCCAAAACCCCCUGUACGCCUACGGCUACCUCGGCGGAAGUCUCCCCCCACAGACUCUGAAUUCCAUGAUGCGGCGGUAAUGAGGACUCCCGGCUUGUCGUCCAUCCCCCCCUCCCCUUUCGAACUCCCCGUGGGAUCCGUCUCUUGCGGCUCUCCGCCGAGCCGCCCUUUCGCGUUUUUGCGGGAGUAGUGUCUCCUCGUUUUGUACAUAUUGCCGUUAAGGAAAGAAAAGACCUGUGAUUUUUCUGUUUUUCCGUUUCCCGUCCUCCUCGUACCCCUCUUUGUGUCGACAGUGCGAGCCUGGGUUCGUUGUACAUAGCGUAGUUGUUGCGUGCGUCGGGUGGGAUUAAUGCCGGUCGGACGAGCGGGCCGCGUUUCCAAUGGACCAACCACCUCCUCUGUGUGUUUUUUGGUGGAUGCUGUCGUUGGCCGCGAGGUUUCCGCUCCUGCGGGUGCGAGCGUCGGUGAAUGGAGUGGGCCGUCUAGUGGCAAGGAGAAGUGCGUUGCGAAGGGCUCCCUGUGUUUAGGUCGGACGGGACAGCCCGUUGUCAACAGUCUCCAAGUCUUUAGCUCCGUUGCAUUGUGUUAUUCUGCGUCUUGGUUUUCCGCGUAACCUGGAGUCGCUGGAUACUUUCUGCGUAUCCGUCGUCCUUUGCCAACCGUGCUUGUCCACGUGCCAGUUGCUGUCACCAUUCAUUUUCUCUCUCUGUCUCUCUCUCUCGUUGCUUCGGACUUUGUUGGGAGUUCGAAUUUGUGUCUGGUUCGGGUGUUUCCAAUUUUGCGUGCAUGUGAAGUGUUACCAAAGGCAGAAAGCUCAUGAUCGAUGGGGUGCAUCUAUUCUUAAUCUGUCAGUGGAUACAACAUGGAAAAUCAUCCUGUUAUUCUGGGAAUUUAUCUGGCGACUCUGGCUUAACCUUGCACGUUUCGGCCGCUAUUCUGGCACUUGCAUUUCGUCGUUUUUGAUUACUUAAAGCAAAUGCGUGCCAUUGUUUUUUUGUUUUUUUUUGCAAAUUCACCAUUUGUUACAUUAAUUACAUCAUUUUGUACCAGCACUCGUACAAAACUGCACUUUUUUUUUUUCUUCUUUAGGCACUUGCUUGAAGGUGGGUGUACUUAGCAUUCUGGUUAGCAGUUGUUCAGUGUGGCCCCUAUAUGUGUAGAGGACAAUGAACCCAUCAGAUUUCUCAGCUUCCCUGUAACAAAUGUAUCUACCUCCAAGUGUCGUCGGGCAAAUGAGGAUUGUCCUCUGGGCGCCUGUAUUGCAGACUGCUGCCGACACAUUCCUUGGAAUUUAGCGUUUCAUUCAAAACAGGAGUGAUUUCAAAACGAGCAAUUACUAAUUCUCUAAAGUAUACCACAAGUGCCUUGUUAAUUUUGCAGCUGUACGCGUUAACAACCUAGAUGCAUGUAGCACUCCAUAGCUAUGUUCAGAGGUCGGUUGAUCUUUUGUUCAGUGCUGUUUGUGCAUUGGCGUGUCUGGCAAGUACUCUGUCCUCGAAGCAACUUUGCCGUCUUGCAUAACCUAAGAAAUCUAUAUAAAAAUGGGAAGGGCCGACACGGCCCCCUUGGGUAUAGAGUAAGCAAAAAUGUUCCAUAAUAUUUACCGACAUGCAUUAGCUGUGUACAAAAUAUACCCUGAACUUUGUUGCCUCCAAAAGUCAUAACCCUCCGCUAGCGCCGCAGCAUGUUUUACUUGUACCGUAAUUUCUGCAGUGCUGCUGUUUUCCAGUUAAGUAUUGGCGUCCCCCGGGUGGUGAGAUUUUCUUUCUGCGUGUGUUCGACCUUACUCAGUGGAUCGCUACACUCUUAAGGGUGCACUAAAAACUUUUCUGAGAUUGUCUGUUCUUGGUGAUAACUCAUUCUAUGGGAUUUUAGCAUUCCAGAAAUCGAAAAAUUAUGCUCUUGCAACAUCUAUUUUCCCACUGAAAAUGUGAUUGAAGUUUGUGCCACGCCGCAUUCUAACCGGAAAAAUCUGGAGCUCAGAAUUCAGCGGAGGCGCCGGCGACAUGACGAUGGGCGCACAAUAGCCAAUCGUAAGCCCCCUUUCCGAGAGAGGCGGCUUGCGACUGGCUUGUGCGUGCCAAUCAUCACGCCGCCAGCGCCUCCGCUGAGUUCUGUGCUCCAGAUUUUUCCGCUUGGAAAGGGAUAUGGCAUGACCGACCUUCUUUCACAUUUUUAGUAGGGAAAUAGACGUCACACGACCCUAAUUUUUGGAUUUCUAGGAUGCUUGGGGCCUGUAAGAUAAGUUAUCACUAUGAACAGGCAAUCUCAGUAACGUCUUUAGUGCACCUUUAAGACUGACAUUGCGUUUGGCCUUGACACAUUGAGAAUGUAAGGAUCCUUUGGGCUUAAGAAAAACACAAAAGCAGCAUUUCAUUCUAAACCAGUGAAAUGCACAAAAAACAAUGUCAAAACACAAACUGCUUACCACCUGUAUGAGCUGCCCCUCGCACUGAGAAUUGAGUUCCGUGCAAAACUUGGCAUUUAUGACAAUGUAGUAAGCCAAAACGACGCAUUGCAGAUGGUUGGUCCUCGUAUGGAAUGUGUGCAGGUUUCCCAUGUAUUUUUCCUGCGUGCUUGUACUACAAUAGAGCAGAAAUUGAGUAUCUGAAGCUAUUUUGUGAGUUAUUUAUUUAGCUAAAUUGUUUAACUAUUAUCAAGGAGCACUUACUUGGCUUGCAGUGAGCAUGUGAUGUUUUUGAUAUGCUUUUUUACGGUUAAUUUAAUGGUUUUAGCUUGUUCGUCUUUUUCUUUGCUACUUUCAACGUUAUACAAUGCCGUAGGGUGUCGUCGAGUAUUAUUUUAUUGCCCCGAGUCGCUUGAAGACGAAGCUAGAGAUAGUGUGCGAACUUGUCGAGUCGAGCUCUUUCAGUGAUGUGCUUCAUAUUUAUCUGUUUCCGCUCGGAUCUCUCUCCUCCUGGCUCUUGCACCUUAUCUUUUAGAGACGUACCCAUUGCCCCCACCCAGACCUUUAAGAAGAAACUGAAAUGUUAUGUAGUACGUUUCUUACCAGGGUUUUGCUGUAAUGAAAAAGCUACUACAGUUUGACCGAAAUAAAGGUAAAACAAAAUGCA
Messenger RNA from Ixodes scapularis (black-legged tick), 8938 nucleotides. Its product is annotated as histone acetyltransferase KAT6A. Gene Ontology annotation, cellular component: nucleosome; MOZ/MORF histone acetyltransferase complex. The coding region runs from base 401 to 5944 and encodes 1847 amino acids. The transcript is spliced from 21 exons. The record is from RefSeq and is a predicted model, not a curated record. Gene Ontology annotation, biological process: regulation of DNA-templated transcription; nucleosome assembly. NCBI's taxonomy places the organism in Eukaryota, Metazoa, Arthropoda, Arachnida, Ixodida, Ixodidae. Gene Ontology annotation, molecular function: DNA binding; histone acetyltransferase activity.